This is a messenger RNA of Cydia amplana, 1520 nucleotides long. RefSeq names its product zinc finger protein OZF-like. The transcript has 2 exons. NCBI's taxonomy places the organism in Eukaryota, Metazoa, Arthropoda, Insecta, Lepidoptera, Tortricidae. Bases 107 to 1489 code for a protein of 460 amino acids. The record is from RefSeq and is a predicted model, not a curated record.
AUUUAUUAAAUAUAUCCUAAUUUAUGUACGAAAAGAAAUUGUACAUAUAUAACAAAAACUUCACAUUAAUGUUCCAACGUUUCACAUUACCGCGGGUAACUGCGAUAUGUCGCAAAAAUCUAUCGUUAAGUUAGACUUACCUAUAAAAGAAGAACCAUGCGAGGUGCACGUGAAAAUAGAGCCAGAAGAAGGAACAGACGAGCCAGAGAAAGGAAGAGAAGAUUUAGAACAAUCUGAGACACAAUCGGUUGUGAAAAACGAAGUGGGAAUAAAAGAGGAACCGGUUUGCGAGAAUGAUGAGGUUUUUGAGUCAGUGCGUGUCAAAGUUGAAGAAGGGUCACCUCACUUCGAGGUGCUGGUGCAGGAUGUCACUGGAUCUAUCUCUGAUGCCGCGACGAGUUCCAGAUCAAAGGACCACACGUCGAGCCUCAAACACGAGCCUCUAGAAGAAAUCGACUCAAGAAAGAAACGUGAAUAUUCCGACCUCAUCAAAAAGGAAACAUUCCCAUGUGAAACUUGUGGCGAGCUUUUCACACUCAAAUCAAAGCUAAAAAACCAUAUGAAAGAACACGGGAAAAAUCGCUUUAUGUGCGACAUAUGUAAAAAAAGAUUCGAUUUCAAAUACAAACUUAUAAUCCAUAUUAGAGUACACACAGGGGAGAAGCCUUAUUCGUGUGAUAUUUGUGAAGAGCGUUUCAAGAGUAGAGAUAACUUAAGGGAACAUGUUGCCAUUCACAAUGGGAAAUUGACAUGCGAAUUAUGCAAAAGGCAACUCAAAACUGCAAGAAGCUUAAAAAGUCAUAUGAAACUUCAUAAGGGAGAUAAACCAUUCCCAUGCGACACAUGCACUAAAUGUUUCAGUACUAGCAGAGCUUUGGAUGAACAUAAACUUAUACAUACAGGUGUAAAACAAUUCUCAUGCGACGUUUGCGGUAUGAAGUUCUUAAAAAAGAACCCUCUAGUCAUGCAUAAACGGGUACACACAGGUGAGAAACCGUACGCAUGUGAUAUAUGCAAUAAAUCGUUCAGAUUAAGAUAUCAGGUAAAUACUCACAAAAGAGUGCACACGGGGCAGACGCCGUAUUCUUGUGGUGUAUGUAAAAAACAAUUUUCGCAUAAGGGUAAUUUGACUAAACAUGAAUUAAUACACACGGAAAACCAGCCUUAUUGCGAGAUAUGUAAGAAGCACUUUAUGCAUAAAGCGUCUUUAAUUGUUCAUUUAAGAAUACAUAGUGGAGAGAAACCGUAUUCUUGUGAUAUAUGUAAUCGAAAAUUUAAAGAUAAAAGGUACCUACCUAGUCAUAUAAGAACGCACACAGGUGAAAAACCAUACGAGUGUGAUGUCUGCAACAUGCGGUUUACGCUAAGAACUGGUUUGAACGAGCAUAAACGAGGCCACACGGGAGAGAAACGGCAUUCAUGUGAAGUGUGUAAAAUACAGUAUGUGGAUAAAAGGACUCUUGUUAGACAUAUGCGUACUCACACUUAAUACCAAAUUGUAAAGGCAUAAUUAUAUGUUC